This is a messenger RNA of Rhododendron vialii, 1988 nucleotides long. RefSeq names its product casein kinase II subunit beta-3-like. Bases 617 to 1501 code for a protein of 294 amino acids. Gene Ontology annotation, molecular function: protein kinase regulator activity. Gene Ontology annotation, cellular component: cytoplasm; protein kinase CK2 complex. Lineage: Eukaryota; Viridiplantae; Streptophyta; Magnoliopsida; Ericales; Ericaceae. The record is from RefSeq and is a predicted model, not a curated record. The transcript is spliced from 5 exons.
UGUUUUUUUGGUUUUUUUUUCCCCUUUUCUUUCUUUAAUUUAAUUUUAAUUAUUUUCUCUUUCUUUUCACAAUUUCCUAGCCACUCGUUUACACAAAAAUAAGGGUAUAUGGUGACGUGGCAAAGGGCAACCACUCAUCCCCCUCCACGUGUCCAAACACCUAUGGUAAGAGUCCAAGCAGAACAGACCAAAUGUUUUCCCAUAUCUCCCGCCGGUUAAUCGCCAGCCAAACUUCUCCGGUACAAACCGUACAUCCUCUCUCGCUCUCUAGGUUUUGUUGAUUUGAAGAACAUAAAACCAGAGAGAGAGAGAGAGAAACGGUUGGCUCUCUCUCCUCCGUCCUCAACCCACCCUCCAAAACCCUAACUUCAACCUCUCCUAUCUCCCUCUCUCUCCAUAUAAAUAUAAAAGUAUAGCUAUAUUUACAUAAUCCGCCUCGAAGCCCUGAAUUUGGCCACGCAUAUACUAGAUCUUUUGGGCUAAAAUCUAGGGUUCUUUUGGUCUUUUCGUGCCUAUUUGUUGGGGAAAGGGCAUUGAUUUUUCCCCCCGGGGCUGGCAGAAAAAAGGUAAACUGACGGCUCUAGAGAGAGAGAGAGAGAGAGAGAGAGGGGCAAGAAUGCACAGAGAGAGAGGAGUCGGUGGCGGUGGUGGAUCGAGGUCGGAGAAAGGUCAGGUGGAUCGGAAGCGGAUCAACGAUGCCCUUGACAAGCAGCUGGAGCGAUCGUCCCCGUCCACGUCAUCUAGGGCUUUGAACAACAACGCCAAAGACAAAGAUCGCCUCUUGGCACAGUCUAUGUUAGCCGCUGCUAAGCCGCCGCCCGAUCGUAGGGACCCUCGCCCUGCGCCUUUAAAGCCCGAAAACAAACGCUCGGAUGAGGAAUCUGAAACGGACAGUGAGGAGUCAGAUGUUAGUGGUUCUGAGGGGGAUGAUACUUCGUGGAUCGCAUGGUUCUGUAAUUUGCGUGGGAAUGAGUUUUUUAGUGAAGUUGAUGAUGAUUACAUCCAGGAUGAUUUUAACCUCUGUGGGUUAAGCAGUCAAGUUCCUUAUUAUGAUUAUGCACUCGAUUUGAUUCUGGAUGUCGAAUCUUCUCAUGGUGAUUCAUUUACAGAGGAACAGAAUGAAUUAGUUGAAUCAGCAGCAGAGAUGCUCUAUGGUCUAAUUCACGUUCGAUACAUACUGACAACCAAAGGAAUGGCUGCUAUGCUAGAGAAGUACAAAAAUGCCGAGUUUGGGCGAUGCCCGAGAGUUUAUUGCUGUGGGCAACCCUGCCUUCCUGUUGGUCAAUCAGACAUUCCUCGGCAAAGUACCAUAAAAAUCUAUUGUCCCAAGUGUGAAGAUAUCUACAGUCCCCGAUCUAGGUUCCAAAACAACAUUGAUGGAGCCUAUUUUGGAACUACAUUUGCUCACCUGUUUCUGAUGACUUAUGGGCACCUCAACCCACAAAAGGCGUCACAAAGCUAUGUUCCAAGAGUAUUUGGUUUCAAACUGCACAAGCCAUGAUUCUGGAGUUCCCAGCUGGCUUUGGGGCUGAAUUUCCUGGCUGCUGAUCGGGUGGAAGUUCCUUUCAUAGCAUGUACGUUACUAAUUCUCUUCAUUUUGGGAAUUAGUGAUUUUGACAAAGCAGAGUUCAGAGGUUCCCCAACCUAUCACAAACUAGGUUCCUCUUUUAAAUAUGGAAAGUAUCCGAGGGAAAAGGCUAAGUUGCCUCUUUUAUCUUUUUAUUUUACAUUUUUUUGUUGGUCUAAUGUGUAUUUUAUAACCUCGUUGUAGUUUCUAUUGCCGCUACAUUUGGAUCAAUGGCAGUUUAAUGUAGCCGCUCAAUUUCCAUGGAUGUGUUGCGCUUUCGUAGGUGUGUCAACUUGUAUUCUUGAUUUAAAUUUUUUUUUUAUGAAUAGUGUCACCAUUUCCAGUUCCAGAUCAACAACUUUGUUGUAAUUCAUAAGUUUCAGAAUUCAGGAAUAUAUUGACAGUUUGGCUGAAUCUUAAA